GAAAGAGAGAGAAUCAUUCUGUUCAUCAUGAUCAUGAUGAUCAUCAUCAUCGUUCCGUCUCUGUUUAGUUUGUGUGUUCGAAUGGUGUUCGGCAUGUGUUGCUCUCGCAUCUCUCUCUCUCUCUCUCCCAAUAGGAAUCUCUAGUCCGUCUUCGUCUUGGUUCGUCCCCUCCUCACCGCACCGUUCCUACGUUCUUCGCCCCGCGCCGCCCGCACUCGUCUUUUUUCGUCGCAUUCACACCACUAUAACAACCUGUGACGGAACGCGCAGGAGCUCAGUCGCCGUUCGAGAGAGUCGCAGUGUGUUGCUGCUGCUUCUGCUGCUGCUGCUGACGGUCAUGUAAAAUUCUCGAUACGCAAACUACGAACGAAACAGCUCGUUCAUCUCAUCAAACAACAACAAUAUAUCUGUGUGCAUAAAACCGACAAGUGUGAGAGAAGAUGUAGAAAGUCGUACGCCACAACAACAACAAUAAACCCUAAUCUGUGAUAUGUUAUUAAGAAGUAUGUUCGAGAAUAAGUCUUCUUCGUAAAGAAGCUGCUGCUGCUGCUGCUAGACGGAAAAAGUGAUCCAGUGCGAUUUGGACCAAUAUGUUACGUAACUGAAAUACUCUGUGAUACGCGUAUAUUCGUUAAGCCGAAAAAACAUCGUUUAGGUGUUUCGUAAAUAUACUUAUCAAAAAGACAAUGAAAAACGGGCAGACGACAAUGACUCGAAGGAAGAACAGACUCAUGAGGGCCAAAAAACAGAACGUGAGGCGGUGUUACUGCGAAGGCCACUGUCCGCAUGGACAGAUGAACGGGACGUGCGAGAUCAAACACGGCGGACAAUGUUUUGCCGCCGUAGAGGAGGUCCACGACCCGGACACGAACACCUACGAACCGGAGGUCACGUACGGUUGUCUACCAGCCGACGAAAGGGGUCUGAUGCAGUGUAAAGGUUAUUUGGUGCCACAUCUGCAUGGCAAAUCGAUAGAAUGCUGCGACAGCGAGGAUCUGUGCAAUCAAUUCCUGAAGCCACACUACGAGGCGAGAACGACGACGCCGGAGCCCUCGAUCCUCGAUCAGGUGGACAACACCAUGUUCGUAACGCUGCUGGCCUCGUUGACGGUCGGCAUAACGAUCUUCCUGCUGGUGAUCACAGCAUUCUGCCUGCGACGGAGACGAAAGGAGAACCGCAACAAGAACUACUACACGAAGAAGUACCCAGACAAGAUGCCGCUGGACGUCACGCUGAACGGCACCCUCUCGAACCUGAUGGAACAAUCGAGCGGAUCCGGUUCGGGUCUGCCCAUCCUCGUGCAGAGGACCAUCUCCAAGCAAAUUCAGAUGGUGCAGUCGGUCGGCAAAGGUCGGUACGGCGAGGUGUGGUUGGCCAAGUGGAGAGGCGAGAAGGUCGCCGUCAAAGUGUUCUUCACCACCGAAGAGCAGUCGUGGUUCAGGGAGACGGAGAUCUACCAGACGGUGCUGAUGCGACACGAGAACAUCCUCGGAUUCAUCGCCGCCGACAUCAAGGGGACCGGCUCCUGGACGCAGAUGCUCCUCAUCACCGAUUUCCACGAGCACGGCUCCCUCUUCGAUUACCUGCAGACGAACGCGCUCAAUCCGAACUCCCUGCUGACGAUGGCCUCGAGCAUCGCGAGCGGUCUCUCGCAUCUGCACACCGAGAUCUUCGGCACUCAGGGUAAACCGGCGAUCGCUCACAGAGACAUCAAGAGCAAGAACAUUUUGGUGAAGAGGAACGGCGAAUGCUGCAUCGCCGAUUUCGGUUUGGCCGUCAAAUAUUUGAGCGACGUGAACGAGAUCGACGUGCCGCCGAACGAGAGGAGCGGCACGAAGCGAUACAUGGCCCCCGAGAUACUCGACAAGUCGAUAAACAUCAACAGUUUCGAGGCGCACAAAAUCGCCGACAUGUACUCGUUCGGUUUGGUGCUGUGGGAGAUGUCGAGACGUUGCACCACAGGUGACAAGAUCGCCGAGUGCGAUCCGUACGAGGUGCCGUACUACGACGUCGUCACCAACGAUCCGAGCUUCGAGGAUAUGGUGCAGGUGGUCUGUCUGGAAAGGUACAGACCGCGCAUCCCCAAACGCUUCGAGACCGACGACGUCCUCAUCACCACCUCCAAGAUCAUCCAAGAGUGCUGGCACAACAACCCCGCCGUCCGUCUCACCGCUCUGCGAGUCAAGAAGACCCUCUCCAAACUCGACACAGACACGACCAUCAAAAUUGUUUAAGCAAAACACAAGUGUCGGAUCAAACGAAAUUGCCGUCGCAGUCGCAGAGAAGCGCGCGCGCGCGUGCUAAUGCAUAAAGACCGUUUCCCUCCUCCAACAAAAAGUCAAGCGAAUUGUCUUCCAAUAGAUAAACUCAAAAAAUAAAAAUCAAUCAGUAUCUUAAAGAAAACAGAAGUGAGCGCGCGCGCUUAUGAGGUCUUCUUCGGCUUCGAGAAGUAAAUCAGCUUUACCUACCAGAAUUUCGAACAAUAAUUUGUACGUCCCCAGAAUGUAAAUACAAUUAAUUAAAACAUAUAAAUGAAAGGAAAAAAAACAAUAAUUUAGGGGGGAGAAUUUUGUAAAUGUACGAGAGAGAGAGGUAAACAAGAACAAUUACUUUUGUUGUAAAUAUUAAUUUUUAAGAAGAGAUUAUUAUUAUUAUUAUAUUGUAAUGUAAUUCGUGUAUGUAUAUAUAUAUCUACAACAUUAUAUGCGAAUGUUAUGUGCGUAUGCGUGUGUACGGGUCGUCAUCAUUGCCAUGGCGAUGAUGAUGCGAAGGGGAUUCCCCGGCCUCCGCCAUAUAUAUAUAUAAUAUAUCUAUUAUUUUUCGUCCGAUCGAAAUGUUAAAAAGAAGAAGCAACAACAACAACAACAAUUCCUAUUUCAAUUGUGCCAUUACUUUGUUUAACCAUGUGCGUGUGUAAAUAAUAUUUGGGAUGAAGAUGAAGAAGAAGAAGAGGACGAAUAGCAAUUGCAGGGGAAUCACCCAAUCACCAUAGCAACGAACCCCAAGUGAUCCAUCAUCUCCCUCCUACCAUAUCCACCGCCCCCUUGAUAAAACAAUAUACGUUCUUCUUUCCACCAAAGCCACCCUCGACCCACACCCAUCACUUGUUAAAACGUGCACCGAAGAACCGUUUUCCCUGGAGAGAUGGAGACGAUGCAGAAGAGUGACGCAAAUCGUUAAGAAGAGAGGAAAAAUCCGACUCGCUGCUCAAUCAAUUUUCCCCCCUCUAUUGACGUUUCGAUUCGUUGUUUGGCGAUAGAAACACACACCAGAUUCAGUUGCGAAUUGAUGAACAUACAAGAAACAAACAAACAAAACAAAACAAAA
Molecule: messenger RNA, 3327 nt
Organism: Nicrophorus vespilloides
Lineage: Eukaryota; Metazoa; Arthropoda; Insecta; Coleoptera; Silphidae
Gene: tkv
Product: bone morphogenetic protein receptor type-1B
Exons: 3
Coding region: 687-2234 (515 amino acids)
Biological process (GO): BMP signaling pathway; cellular response to growth factor stimulus; dorsal/ventral pattern formation
Cellular component (GO): plasma membrane; signaling receptor complex
Molecular function (GO): SMAD binding; ATP binding; transforming growth factor beta receptor activity, type I
Source: RefSeq, a predicted model, not a curated record